AUGGACCGUGCACGUGCAUUUAGAAGAGUGUGUGAGGCUCAUGGGAUACCACUGGAAGCGUCGAUUGUCCGUAACACGAAGUUUUCAACGGAUGGACACCUCGUGCUCAGAGAUCAUCCUCCGCUCAUCACAGAAGCCAGAAACUUGUGGACAAAUCACGCCGGACCUGCAGAGCUGCAAGUUUUUGGAUACUAUCUAGAAUUCAUCAAGGGAAGAAAGGACAUAGGAAGAGCGCCUUGCUUUCUCGUUUAUUAUGUCGGUACUGAUAUCGGGUUUGGCGGCGCCGUCGUAGGCAUGAAAGUUCAAUUCGAACGACUUACGCCGACGUUGAGUUUCGAGGCGAAUUACCGCGACCGUAGAAGACUCGAGCCGAUUGCACGUUCCCUGUACGCACUCCGACAAGGCGUCGAAUCGCUGCAGACCAUCUACGCACCCACCGAAGACCGACGUUCAUCUGAAGAAGCGACGUAUCCAUACCGCAACUUCUAUAUGGACGGUGAGCGCCGGGUCACGUUUGAGUAUCGCCGUCGUCUCUUUCCCGAAAAGCUGCUCUUCGAAUGCAUACAAAAGGAGGAGCGGACUGCACUCUGCGUCAAGUUUACACUAAAGUAUUCGCCAGAGGCACACAAAGCAUGUGGCGAUCAUGGAGUCGCGCCAAAACUAUACAGUGCGGAAAGGCUUCCGGGGGGCUGGUGGAUGGUCGUGAUGGAGUAUCUUUCCGAGGACGAGUACAGUACACGGAGCUCUGUCAAAGUCGACGUCAUCAAAUUCAAGGGGGCCAUCAAGGACGCUGUCGAUGUUUUGCAUGUCAACGGAUUUGUUCAUGGGGAUAUCCGGGCUUGCAAUAUCAUGGUUUGUCGCUGGUGGGACGAUGAUAUCGGAAUGAAGAAUGUCAAGCUAAUCGACUUUGACUGGGCUGGGCGAGUCGGGGAAGCCAGGUAUCCGGCAAACGUGAACUACACGGAGAUUAUGCGACCAGAAGAUGCGAAGGAUGGGUUGGUGAUCAAGAAAGAGCACGACCUGGAGAUGCUCGAAAAGGCAGUGAGUGAUACCGAGGCUACGGGACGCCAUUACUAG
This is a messenger RNA of Serendipita indica DSM 11827, 1077 nucleotides long. The record is from the annotation of a GenBank genome assembly. NCBI's taxonomy places the organism in Eukaryota, Fungi, Basidiomycota, Agaricomycetes, Sebacinales, Serendipitaceae.